This is a messenger RNA of Colletotrichum paranaense, 249 nucleotides long. RefSeq lists its product as uncharacterized. The coding region runs from base 1 to 249 and encodes 82 amino acids. The record is from RefSeq and is a predicted model, not a curated record. Lineage: Eukaryota; Fungi; Ascomycota; Sordariomycetes; Glomerellales; Glomerellaceae. The transcript has a single exon.
AUGGUUUUGGUCAAAUUAAGGUUAAUUCCAGGGACAUUGGCCUUUGUUGCCUGUGCUCAGCCAUCAACCUAUGGCCUUCCAAUCGAUGACCCCUGUGACAAGUGUACCUAUGUGGGAGAGAGGAAGAACUGGGAUGACGGGGGAAUUGGGACGCGGCAACAAGGCCGUAGGCCCGUAGGGCGACGUGAAGACCGGGAAUGGAUUGAAAAGAGACCCGUUCAUCUGGGUCUAGCGUACCGUCUGGGCUGA